AUGUACUACACCCUCCAAACUCUUCUACGUGCUACACCCCCCCCCCCCCAAACUCUUCUACCUGCUACCCCUCCCAAAAAUCUUCUACGUGCUACACCCUCCCAAAACUCUUCUACAUGCUACACACUCCAAAAACUCUUCUACGUGCUACACCCUCCCAAAACUCUUCUACGUGCUACACCCUCCCAAAACUCUUCUACGUGCUACACCCUCCCAAACUCUUCUACCUACCACACCCUCCCAAAAGUCUUUUACGUGCUCCACCCUCCUAAAACUCUUGUACGUGCCACACCUUCCCAAAACUCUUCUACGUUCUACACCUUCGCAAAACUUUUCUACCUACCACACCCUCCCGAAACUCUUCUACGUGCCACACCCUCCCAAAACUCUUCUACGUGCCACACCUUCCCAAAACUCUUCUACGUUCUACACCUUCGCAAAACUUUUCUACCUACCACACCCUCCCGAAACUCUUGUACGUGCCACACCCUCCCGAAACUCUUGUACGUGCCACACCCUCCCGAAACUCUUGUACGUGCCACACCCUCCCGAAACUCUUGUACGUGCCACACCCUCCCGAAACUCUUGUACGUGCCACACCCUCCCGAAACUCUUGUACGUGCCACACCCUCCCGAAACUCUUGUACGUGCCACACCCUCCCGAAACUCUUGUACGUGCCACACCCUCCCGAAACUCUUGUACGUGCCACACCCUCCCGAAACUCUUGUACGUGCCACACCCUCCCGAAACUCUUGUACGUGCCACACCCUCUCGAAACUCUUGUACGUGCCACACCCUCUCGAAACUCUUGUACGUGCCACACCCUCUCGAAACUCUUGUACGUGCCACACCCUCUCGAAACUCUUGUACGUGCCACACCCUCUCGAAACUCUUGUACGUGCCACACCCUCUCGAAACUCUUGUACGUGCCACACCCUCUCGAAACUCUUGUACGUGCCACACCCUCCCGAAACUCUUCUACGUGCCACACCCUCCCGAAACUCUUCUACGUGCCACACCCUCCCGAAACUCUUCUACGUACCACACCCUCCCGAAACUCUUCUACGUACCACACCCUCCCGAAACUCUUCUACGUACCACACCCUCCCGAAACUCUUCUACGUACUCCCCAAGUCAGGAUAAUUCACCAAACGAACAACCCAUUACAGAAAACAUACUAA
Molecule: messenger RNA, 1182 nt
Organism: Bufo bufo (common toad)
Lineage: Eukaryota; Metazoa; Chordata; Amphibia; Anura; Bufonidae
Exons: 1
Coding region: 1-1182 (393 amino acids)
Source: RefSeq, a predicted model, not a curated record